Molecule: messenger RNA, 999 nt
Organism: Plasmodium fragile
Lineage: Eukaryota; Apicomplexa; Aconoidasida; Haemosporida; Plasmodiidae
Exons: 4
Coding region: 1-999 (332 amino acids)
Source: RefSeq, a predicted model, not a curated record
AUGAGACGCGCAAGGGAAGCCCUGCUCAUUCUAUACAUCGCGCUGCUGCCCGCCCUAAAUCACAUUCCCCCUGUGUUCAAAACGAACUGCGUACAUGUAGGACACGACUACCUCCGCGAUCUUAUAAAAAUGGGCAUAUUUGAAAAAAACAGCACAAAAAUAAGAAAGGAGGUAUACGAAAACAUAAACCGUACACACGAAACCUACUCGUCAUGCAAAACCUGCAUCAAGCUCAUUCAGUUGAUAGGAAAAAUAAUACAAAAAAAAAAAGAACCAUAUGUAGAUAUAGCCAUAGAAGACACACUGGAAACCAACUUGUGUGACUCUAACCUCUGGCACGAACAUUUCAAUUACGACGAACUGUUAUAUAGUGAACACGUCCUAGAGUAUUGCAAGGCCACAUGGAAACGGACGAAGGAUAGUAUAGAGCAACAUAUAUACCACUUCUACAACAAGGAGGAAUUAUUUUACCGGACAGUCUGUUUACAUAUCAACCCCCUAUGCAAAACUGCCAUUGAGGAGGAAAAAGUUAACCUCAGCAAGGACUCCAAGGUUAAAUUUAUCUAUCAGCUAUACUGUGAUUACUUAACUGGAGAGGAACACUAUAGCCAAACGAGCCAAAGUGUGCCAUAUAAAAAAAUCGAAUCUGCACACAAUUCAAAUGUAACCCUGAAGAGAAACGACUACGCAGUUGUCCAAUCAGAAAUUCGCACAAUGAACCAAAAAAAAGUGGCUGACGAUUUUGCAGACAGAAAAUUCAGACUGCUUCGAAUUAGUGAACUUGAUUACGACGUACUGGAGGUUUUCCUGCGGAUGAAACAGCAAGACGUCUUUAAAUUCCUGUUUUAUUGCAAAUCGUGUGAAGACCCCAUACUGGAAGUCAAAAUUAAAAUACACCGCGUAUCAGACAAUGUCGACUCCAUCAUUAAGGGGAGUUAUCAGGAUGAUUUGAUCACAAAUGACAAGCCAUUUUUGUUAUACAAACGGCCCUCUACAUGA